AUGGGCUGCCAGCUUCAGAGCAGCCGCCAUCCCUUUGAUCUUCCUAAGUGGCCCCGACCCAAGAACCGAGGAAGCCAAAGAGCUGGGGCUCUGGUUCAUGGGCAUAAAGGGGUCCAGUUCCAAAACUGGGCGAAGACCUAUGGCUGCUGUCCAGAGAUGUACUACCAGCCCACAUCGGUGGAGGAGGUCAGAGAGGUGCUGACCCUGGCUCGGCAGCAGAACAAGAGAGUGAAGGUGGUGGGUGGUGGCCAUUCACCUUCAGACAUCGCCUGCACUGAUGGCUUCAUGAUCCACAUGGGCAAGAUGAACCGGGUUCUCCAGGUGGACAAGGAGAAGAAGCAGGUAACAGUGGAAGCUGGAAUCCUCCUGACCGACCUCCACCCACAGCUGGACAAGUAUGGCCUGGCCAUGUCCAAUCUAGGAGCAGUGUCUGAUGUGACAAUUGCUGGUGUCAUUGGAUCUGGAACACAUAACACAGGGGUCAAGCAUGGCAUUCUGGCCACCCAGGUGGUGGCCCUGACCCUGAUGACGGCUGAUGGGGCAGUUCUGGAGUGCUCUGAGUCAAGCAAUGCAGAUGUGUUCCAGGCUGCACGGGUGCACCUGGGCUGUCUGGGCGUCAUCCUCACUGUGACCCUGCAGUGCGUGCCACAGUUCCACCUCCAGGAGACAUCUUUUCCUUCGACCCUCAAGGAGGUCCUGGACAACCUGGACAGCCACCUGAAGAAGUCAGAGUACUUCCGCUUCCACUGGUUUCCUCACAGUGAGAAUGUCAACAUCAUCUACCAAGACCACACCAACAAGGCCCCCUCCUCUGCAUCUAACUGGUUUUGGGACUAUGCCAUCGGGUUCUACCUAUUGGAGUUCUUGCUCUGGAUCAGCACCUACCUGCCUUGCCUCGUGGGCUGGAUCAACCGCUUCUUCUUCUGGCUGCUGUUCAACCACAAGAAGGAGAGCAGCAACCUCAGCCACAAGAUCUUCACCUACGAAUGUCGUUUCAAGCAGCACGUCCAAGACUGGGCCAUCCCCAGGGAGAAGACCAAGGAAGCUCUGCUGGAGCUGAAGGCCAUGCUGGAGGCCCACCCCAACGUGGUAGCCCACUUUCCUGUGGAGGUGCGCUUUACCCGAAGUGACGAAAUCCUGCUGAGCCCCUGCUUCCAAAGGGACAGCUGCUACAUGAACAUCAUCAUGUACAGGCCCUAUGGCAAGGAUGUGCCUCGGCUGGACUACUGGCUGGCUUAUGAGACCAUCAUGAAGAAGUUUGGAGGCAGACCCCACUGGGCAAAGGCCCACAGUUGCACCAGGAAGGACUUUGAGAAGAUGUACCCUGCCUUUCAAAAGUUCUGUGAAAUCCGUGAGAAGCUGGACCCCACUGGGAUGUUCUUGAAUUCAUAUCUGGAGAAGGUCUUCUACUAAAGCAGGGCUGGCAGCAGCCACCCCCACCCUUCAUGUCCUGAAGCCUUUGAGGGAUGGAACAGUUUCCCACCAGCACAAUGGGGGCUGACCUCCACUCCUGGCUACACAGAAGGGCUUGGCUCUGGGAGGGGCCUCUCUGCUCCCUUCUCUGCCAUCUUCAAAGCAUCCCAGGCAAGAGGUGGCCUCUCACUCAGAUUCCUGUUUGCAUUCACAUGAGUCCCACACACAUUACAAUCGUCCAGACUGGGGAUUUGGUUCAUUCCUAGACUCUGCUUGUCAGCCAGGUACAGUGAGGCUCCCAAGGCCUGCUGUUCUCCAGAUCUCUUCAGAAGGGAUCCCUUGGCAAGAGUUUUAGCACAAAGGUGGCAUGUCUGUUGGUCCUGGGCAAGCCAUCUUCCAGAUGGGUCCCUCUGGCCUGACCAGCAUGGCCUGGCCCUCACAGUGUCUCUUUCAGGAGGUGUUCAGAGUGGAACUCACCUUGUCUGUGUGUCUCUCCCAUCACCUUUGAGACAGGUCUUAGGAGCAGGGUCUCACCAUGUCCCUGGCUUUCCCCGGGUAUUGUUCUCACCUUCCUCUUCACAAAUGUGAUUUCAGUUUGCUCUGGAGUGUUACUUGGAGAACCAAGAUGCUCCAUCCAGCUACUUUGAAAAUAU
Messenger RNA from Cricetulus griseus (Chinese hamster), 2066 nucleotides. Lineage: Eukaryota; Metazoa; Chordata; Mammalia; Rodentia; Cricetidae. The record is from RefSeq and is a predicted model, not a curated record.